Stereum hirsutum FP-91666 SS1 is the source of this 2730-nucleotide messenger RNA. RefSeq lists its product as uncharacterized. The transcript is spliced from 8 exons. The record is from RefSeq and is a predicted model, not a curated record. The coding region runs from base 4 to 2730 and encodes 908 amino acids. Lineage: Eukaryota; Fungi; Basidiomycota; Agaricomycetes; Russulales; Stereaceae.
UUCAUGUCGUCCUCGAUGGUAACGUCUAUAAUGGCGCUGAGCGGCCACUCGGAAUCAGAUAUAUCUCCCCAUGUUUCUGACCAGGCGCAGGUAUCCGAUCAAGAGCUCGAAUCCAUCACGUACGAUUCUAUCAGCGACGAAGGUCAUGGUCGACUGGAUAAACUGGUGUUGGAGUCGACGUUGAUAAAGCGGCUCUUAUCUCAUAAUGUCCUUGUACUAGGGAAGAGUCUUAAAGCUGCUGAUCGAGUGGAUGUCUUGAUCGCAAUUUGUUCGACUGCUGUCGGCCAGGGUAUGUUCGAAGUCGACGAGGACAAGGCAACAAAAUUACUAUCGAAAUAUCCGAAGUUAGGCGAACUGGUGGAUAGCGCGUGGGUUGCGGGUAGAGGUUUUAUUGAGAUACGACGCAUUAAGGUUCUCAGGGUGGAUGAACUGCGAGGCGCCUCCAAUAUUCAACGCCAGCCUGGUGAAGUGCUUUAUGAGGCAAGCAUUAAAGCCACGGAACAUUCGUGGAAUCAAACCUUCGUCGGCCGCGCUAAUGUGGCACUCAAAAAUCUCAUUGUUCGUCAUUACAAGACAAUAAGGAAGGCUUAUGCACCUCACUGCGCAAUCGUCCAAUCGACGGGAACAGAAAAAUCAAAGACUGUUGACGAGUUUAGCAAGCACGACUUUGUCAUACCAGUGAAUCUUCGUAAGCCUAGAACUGGAGGUUUCCCCCCGUCUGACGAACAAGUGUACAACUUUCUCGAAACUGGACAACUCAUGGCUCUCAGCCCGAAUCUCGCAAGGGUUCGGAUAAACACCUUCAUGUUCGCGUUAUUUGAGAAAUGUGAGCAGGUUAUCAUGGCCGCCAUCCAAACGCAAGGUGGCAAUCCAAAGAUUUGGCUCCGUGACAACGGCGCGGCGUGGUUCAGAGAGAAGAUGUCAGAAGGCCAAACGAUCCACGCUCAAGGUGAAUAUCGCAUGGCAUUCUACGACGACGUCGUCAAGCGAGCUGUAGAGCUGUACGACGAUGCUAAUAUUGCGUUGAAAGCUCGUUCGCCUUCCGCGGUGACCGUGAAGGGAACCUCACCAGAGCCGAUACGUUUUAGGGGCCCAACGGAUUCUUCAGUCGUGGACCAAGCGAAAUCCCUAGUCAGUCAUUGGGGCUUCGGAGACAAGGAAGAAAGAAUCCAUGCUCCAGCCCUCUACUUAGCCUUCGACGAAGCUCAUUCGCUCUCCAGACCCAACGAGAUACGGGACACUACAAAGCUAUCUCCGUUAUCUCAUCUUGGCAGUAUUCUAAGGUCAUGUAGACAAUUGCCUCUGUUCGCCAUCUUCCUCUCCACCACCGGCAAUAUCACUCAGUUUUUCCUCCCUAAGGAGGAUGACAACUCUGUUCGUUUGGAGAAUGGGGAACUGGUGUUGAUUCCUCCGUUUUGUGCUCUUGGCUGGGAUCAGUGCUGUUCCCCGUACCCUUCGCAACAAAUGAAUCUAUUCGAGGUGUCUUCGCUCUCCUACAAAGCUCGCCUGGGUCGUCCGCUCUUUGCGUCUCGUUAUGCCUCAGGUGAAGGACUCCAAGGAUUAGAGCGCGAACAACUUCUCGACGGUAUCGUCGAAUUCGCGGCUCAAAAGCUUAUCAGGUUCGACCUCGAUUCCUGGCCCACUCAACUGAACCUCGAUCAGGAACUAGCAUGCCUAUCCGCCCGCUUGCCCAUCGAGUUUAUGUCCUCUACCUUAACCCCCUCGACGAGAGCCGAGCAGGAUCAAGUCGCCCACCACAUGCGCAUCUGCUUGUCGGUCGACGAGGCGUUUUGCAAACUCACAACGCUCAUUCCUUCAGAGCCAAUCGUCUCGGAAGGCGCCUGCCUGCUUAUGAACGAUGACAGAGUAGCUUUUAAUGCACCUGCGGCUCUCUCCCACGUUAUCAGUGGCUUCUCCGUGCAUCAGGGCGACCGCGGUGAACUCGUGGCUCUACUCGCCUUCACCAUUGCCCGGGACAAGGUCGUGCGGCAUAAUCAAAUCCGAGAUGGUGUCUUCGGCGUUGUUCCGUUCCUGAGGGCACUCAUUACCGUUCCCUCUGAGCCCACUACCCCCCAUUCCAAGCCAGCCGACAUCUUCGUCGACAUCAUGAAGAUCAAACCGUCGGUUUGCAAAAGUCCAGAUGACAUGGAUCGCCCCCUCGAAGCAGCGUUCGCCGACGUCAACCUUCACUUCAAUCAUUUUGUAAAGCAGCAAGAACAGAACGGGCUCGACGAGAAGACCAUUCUAAGGGUUCAUUGCUCGAUGCGUAGCGGUGAUGGGCGCCAAUGGCCAGGCUGGGGUUUCAUCUUCAUGCAGGCCAAAAAUGACGAAAAUCAUACUGCGACUGUCCAGCCCUCGCUUUUCGACAGCAUGGACUCCGUGGCGAUGGGUUUUCUCAAACCAGGCGAGAUACUCAAGACGCCGAUCAUACGGAUCGUCUUUGCUUUGGCAUCGAGAACACCUUCCAUCAGCUACGUUUCUACUCAAAAACGGGGCAACUUCACGUCUUACGAUAUCUGGAUCGCGGGUCUGAACCCGGACGUGCUUGCCGUCAUCUCCAAAGAAGACCAAGCGAUCUGGGACGUAUUGCUCUCUGCUUCGAGGGGAUGGAAGAAGAUAUACCAGCACGAUGACCCGAUUACAGUCUCGCUGAUGAAGAACAUGUCGCCGAUGGUCUCGCAAGAUCCUGAUUUCUGGCCGUUCCGCCCACAAACAGCGCGGGCCGAUUGA